UAGACUGACCCGCCGGCGGCGGCUGCGCUGCCUGACCCACAUUGCCGGCGUAGCUCCACUUUCCUCGCAACUGGCAGUGCCUCGGCGAAAGAGCCGCGUGCGGCGGCAGCGCGGGCUCCUCCGCGCCGGGGAGUGCAGUGCGGCGGCGGCGGCCAGCAUGAGGCUGAAGGCGUGCAGCAUGAACAGCGGCAGGUGCCAGUCGCAAUCUGUGUAGCCGCAGGCGGUCAGCCUGACGGAAGCCAUGAAUCUUCCCAGCAUACUCUUCGUCCUACUAACGGCAGGGAGGCUGGCGGUCGGCACCGGGCUCAAUUGUUCAGCCGGCACGAGCCGCUUCGGCAAGUCGAUGCGCCGCGUGCAGCCGCCGCUGUCCUGCCAGGGCUCGCCGAACAUGCCCAGCCCGACCUGGUGCGACGAGCCGGGCCGCGACUACACCUGGCAGGAGAUCCAGGAGUACCUGCGCAGAUCCAGCGCGGGCGGCCAGCAACUCAAGGAGCAUCUGGUGAAGCUGCACCACAAGAGCACCAACCAGUUGGCGAAGCGGCCCCUGUUCCAUGACGGCGGCGCACCGAAGAUCCGGGCAGAGGUGCGCACCGGCGAGGACGUGCUGGCCGAGAUCACCGCCGGCGAGGAGAUCCUCGCCGACGCACUCGCCGCCGAGCUGGAGGACUGGCCACGCGAGGAGCCGUCGGCGGAGGACUGGCGGCAGGAGGAGCAGGAGGACUGGACGCGCGAGGAGCCGUCGGCGGAGGACUGGCGGCAGGAGGAGCAGGAGGACUGGACGCGCGAGGGACCGGCCGCCGGAGGUGCAGGCGUGAUGGAGACCGUGUACACGGACGUCAUCUACCGGCCGGAGCAGGAGGCGGUGGGUCGGCCUGCCGCGCCUCCGUCGAGAUCCGCUCGCCGUUUCUACGCCAUGAACACGCAGCACAUCUGGAAGAUGCUCAUCAACAUGCCGCCCUUCGAGACCUACAUCCACAUGGAGCACUGCGUGGAGAAGUUCGAGCAGGGCCGGUGCGCGGCCGGCUGCCGAUGCACCCAGCGCUACACCGUCCGCACCAUGCCCGUCUACGAGCGCGACGCCAACGACUGCGAUCUCAUCUACAUGGAUAAGUUUCUGUUCCCCUCGCACUGCGACUGCAUGUGCCUCCCAACGCCGUACGUGCUGUUUAAUAUCACACGGCCGCCAGCGACGAGCCCGACACCCAACGACGUGCCACCGAGCUCCACCUUCGCGCCGCCGCGCACAGAUGGCGCUAGCGUGACCCCGGUGCCAGUGAUGUCUAGCGGCGGGGAAGCGAACUCUACUCUGCCGGAGACCAUAACAGAUGUCGACAGGAUCGAGGCGCUCAAGGCGAGCUUGUCUGGCGCGCGAGUGGUGACAGCCGCUCCCACGUCGCCGCCCUCGUCUCGCCGAGCGCCGGGCUUGAAACACCCGCCCACGGUGCCCUCCCGUCGUCCGAUCGUGCCUGCCGAGGCUCUGGUGACAACCCACCGGAACCGGAACCGCGGACCGCCGCCGUUCGGGCCCCCGUACCCGCCGCUGCGCCGCUACUCGUCUCGGCCCUGA
Pollicipes pollicipes is the source of this 1567-nucleotide messenger RNA. RefSeq lists its product as uncharacterized. Gene Ontology annotation, biological process: central nervous system formation; innate immune response. The transcript is spliced from 9 exons. The record is from RefSeq and is a predicted model, not a curated record. Gene Ontology annotation, molecular function: Toll binding; growth factor activity. Gene Ontology annotation, cellular component: extracellular region. The coding region runs from base 242 to 1567 and encodes 441 amino acids. Lineage: Eukaryota; Metazoa; Arthropoda; Thecostraca; Pollicipedomorpha; Pollicipedidae.